Messenger RNA from Mangifera indica (mango), 5378 nucleotides. Its product is annotated as putative disease resistance RPP13-like protein 1. The transcript has 2 exons. Gene Ontology annotation, biological process: defense response to other organism. Lineage: Eukaryota; Viridiplantae; Streptophyta; Magnoliopsida; Sapindales; Anacardiaceae. The record is from RefSeq and is a predicted model, not a curated record. Gene Ontology annotation, molecular function: protein binding; ADP binding. The coding region runs from base 216 to 4574 and encodes 1452 amino acids.
GCUUCUUGCUUGUUGUUUGCCCUUUUUACUUGUCUAAAUUAUUCUCUUUCUCUGCCUUUAGCCUCAUUUGACUACCUGGUGUGUCUACACUUUCAGGCUUCUUCUGUGAAAUGCUUUUGCAGAGCUCAUUUUGCUUCUCACUUGUUUGCUCUUUUUGAAGUAUUUGGAUUAUUCUCUUUGAUUUGACUUUCGUUUCCCUCGUUUGUUUUUGCACCAUGACUGUGGGGGAGGCUUUUCUCUCCGCUUUCCUGCAAGUGCUUUUUGACAGAUUGGCUUCUCGCGAGUUUGUGGAAUUAUUUCGCGGCAGAAAAUACGAUGACUUGCUGGAAAAGUUGAAGAUCACACUGCUGAGUGUUACUGCAUUGCUUCAUGAUGCUGAGGGGAAGCAGUUUUAUUAUCCUGCUGUGAGAAAAUGGCUGCAUAUGGCUAAAGGUGCCCUUUAUGAUGCAGAGGAUAUAUUGGACAAGCUGGCCACUGUAGCUUUAACAUCCAAGCUGGAAUCUGAAUCAAAAACUGAGGCAAAUCAGGUAGCCAAUUGGCGACUCAUUUCGAGCCCUCUUAGUCCUUUUAGUAGAGGCGUCGAUUUCGAAAUAAAUAAGAUAAUUGAGAAGCUGGAACUUGUUGCUAAAUAUAAAGAUGUUCUAGGUUUGAAUGAUGAUGUUAAAGGGAGAUUAUCUGGAAGCAAACAAAGAUUACCCACAACUUCUCUAGUUGAUGAAUCUUGUGUAUAUGGUAGGGAUAAAGAUAAAAACAUUAUUAUUGAAUCGCUGUUAAUCGAUGACUCAGGUAAUCGUAAAGUUUGUGUAGUUCCUGUAGUUGGCAUGGGCGGCAUUGGUAAGACUACCCUUGCUCAACUCGUGUAUAAUGACAGCAGAGUGGAGAAGCAUUUUGAUUUGAGAGUUUGGGUUUUUGUUUCUGAUCAAUUCGAUGUAACAAGGGUGAUAAAAACAAUUCUCACUUCUGUCACUUCAAAAUCUGUUGAUUUUGAUGAUUUGAAUCUGCUGCAAGUUAGUUUGAGGGAGAAAUUGGCAGGAAAGAGAUUUUUGCUUGUUCUAGAUGAUGUUUGGAGUAGGAGAAAUAAUGAUUGGGAUCUCAUAUGGAAUCCAUUGAAAACAGGGGCAACAGGAAGUAAAAUUAUUGUAACUACUCGAGAUAGCAAUAUUGCAGCAAGUAUAGGCACAGUUCCAGCUCAUCCGUUGGAAUUUUUAUCAUUUGAAGAUUGUCUGUCUGUUUUCAUGGACCAUGCAUUUGAGAAUCAAAACUUUAAUUCAAUGCCAGAUCUGGUGGCUAUUGGAAAUGAGAUUGUGAACAAGUGUGAAGGUCUACCCCUGGCGGCGAAGAUACUGGGAGUUCUUCUGCACUCUAGACAGAAAGGGGAAUGGUAUGAUGCAUCAAAUUGGAAUAUAUGGGAUCUACCAGAUGAUGAAGGUGAUAUUCUUCGGACUAUAGGAUUAAGCUACCAUCAUCUUCCUCCUCACUUAAAGCAGUGUUUUGCAUACUGUUCGAUUUUUCCAUCAGAUUAUGAAUUUGACAAGGAGUCACUGGUUCUUUUAUGGAUGGCAGAAGGUUUUCUGCAGCAACCAACAGGUGAGAAGAAGUUGGAAGAAGUAGGUGGAGAAUAUUUUGAUGAGCUAGUCUCAAGGUCAUUUUUUCAACAAUCUGUUCACAACAGUUCACUUUAUGUAAUGCAUGGCCUCAUGAAAGAAUUAGCUCAAUUUGUUUCUGGAGAUUAUUGCUUCAGAUUGGAGGACAAGGUGAUGAAUGGUUACCGAAACAGAAUUUUUGACAAGGCUCGACAUUCAUCAUAUAAUCGUAGUAGACGGGAAAUGCUCAGAAAAUUUGAUGCCUUCUAUGGAGUUGAGUGCUUACGCACUUUUCUGCCAUUGGACCCAACAGGAGAAAUUGGAGCAAGCUUUUUGGCUAAUCAAAUUCCCCAUAUUCUCUUGCCAAAGCUAAAAUACCUGAGAGUGCUGUCUUUCAGUGCCUGCCGCAUCACUGAACUGCCAAAUUCAGUUGGCAAAUUGAAGCAUCUUCGCUACUUAGAUCUUUCUCGCUCGGCAAUCAAAACUUUGCCUGGCUCAAUAGGAUCUCUUUAUAAUUUACAAACUUUAAUCUUAGUAGAAUGCUAUUCUCUGAGUAAGUUGCCCUCAGAGAUAGGAAACUUAACAAACCUUCGACAUCUCCUGAUUAGUGGAAGCAGGUUAAUAGAGAUGCCUCCGCGAAUGUGUAGAUUGACAAAUCUUCAAACGUUGUCUCAUUUCGUUGUGGGUAAAGAAAGUGGAUCUGGAAUUGGAGACCUGAAGGACAUUCAUCAACUUCAGGGAACACUUCUUAUUUCAGGACUGCAAAAUGUGGUUGGUUUCACUGAUGCAAUAGAGGCAAAUUUAAAGGACAAGAAGGAUUUGACUCAGUUGACGUUACAAUGGAGUAACGAUUUUGAAGAUACAGUGAAAGACACAGAUGAAGAGGAAGUAUUUAAAACCCGCCAACAUCACAGAAACCGAAAGGAUCUUGCCAUGAGCAGCUAUAAAGUUCCACGAUUUCCAAGCUUCAGAGAAACCCUGGAAGCUUAUAGGCAGGAAUCUGUUGAAUUGCAGUUGGAUAGUAGUAGUGAUUUGGAUGAUUCAAGGAAUGAAAGAAUUGAAACAGAUGUACUUGACAUGCUGCAGCCACACAAAAACAUAGAAAAACUCGUUAUCAAGGACUACGGAGGUACAAGAUUUCCCAGUUGGAUUGGAUCCCCAUUAUUCUUCAAUCUGGGAUUCUUGCAACUUAGUAACUGUCCAAAGUGUCAGUUUUUACCACCAUUGGGACAAUUACCAUCACUUAAAGACCUUACCAUUGAAGGAAUGAGAGGAAUUAAAAUGGUGGGUACAGAAUUCUAUGGUGAUGGUUGCUCUUUUGUUCUACCUUUUCCAUCAUUGGAGACUUUAAAAUUUGAGAACUUGUCAGCCUGGGAGGAGUGGUCUUCUAGUGGACUUGAAGGCAUGGAUGACUUUCCUCAACUUCAAAGUAUUGAAAUUCGAAAUUGUCCUAAGCUGAGAAAAUUCCAGCAACACUUUCCUACCUUGAAGAAAAUGACUAUCAGUGGUUGUGAAAAACUGGAAGCUCUUCCAAGCCAUCAGACACUUGACAGCUCAAACAAAUGCAGAGAUUUCUCUUGCCUCCUCGAACUUUCUAUUUGGUCGUGCCCAAAUUUGAUGGAGUUACCAACUUGCUUUCCUUCCUUGAUAAUACUUCAGAUAGAUGGAUGCCAAAAAUUAAGAACACUUCCAAAGCUUCCUUCAAUUUCUGAACUAGAAUUGACCAACUGUGAUGACAAGGUGGUAGAGGGCAUUAUUGGACAGUCUUCACUUACCUACAUUCGUAUACGUCAAAUUCACAAUCUAAGAUUUCUGGUUGAAGAAUUUUUUCAAGACUUAACAGCUCUUAAAGAAUUACAGAUCUCUCAGCUAGGUCAGCUCACAACUUUAUCAAAUAAUAUUGGAUUGCAAAGCCUUCUUUCUCUCCAACUACUAGAAAUUUCAGGAUGUCCAUACUUGAAGGAGUUGCCAGAUAACUUGUACAAACUUACAUCUCUUAAAGUGUUGAGGAUUUGGAGUUGUCCUUCACUCGUGUCAUUAACGGGGUUGCCCUCCACGCUUUUGGGUCUUGAAAUCAAAACCUGUGGGGCCUUGCAGUUUUUACCGGAAGGGAUGAUACAUGAAUCCUGCAGAAGCAAGAAUCCCUUCUCACUUGAAUAUUUGUUUAUUGAAGAGUGUGCUUCUCUUAUAUCUCUACCAAGAGAUGAGCUCUCUGGGUCACUUAAAGAACUUGAAAUUCAAAACUGCUGGAACUUGGAGUCCCUUCCGGAGGAGAUGAUUUGCAACAGUAGUUUGCUUGAAAUCUUGAAAAUUUCUGGGUGUCAUUCUAUCAAAUCCUUCCCAAAAGCUACUUUUCAGUUGCCCAAUGCCCCAUCUAACAUUGUCAUGAAACUUAAGGAGCUUAUUAUCAGCAAUUGUAUGAACCUUGAGUCAUUACCUGAAGGACUGCACAACCUUACAUUACUUGAUUACUUGGAAAUAUCUGACUGCCCUCGUCUCCAGUCUUUUUCCAAACCUGGCUUGCCUGCCUCAAUGAUCCGGUCAAUUAGAAUCUCUAAUUGCCAGAAUCUUAGGUUUCUGCCAAAUCGGAUGUAUAGCCUUACAUGUCUUGAAGAACUAUGCAUUAAUAGUUGCUCCAGUCUUGUGUCAUUUCCAGAGGGCGGGCUUCCUGCCAAUCUUAUAUCACUUUCAAUCCUGGAUUGCAAAAAUCUCAAGCCUUCAUCACAAUGGGGCCUUCACAAACUCACUUGUCUCACCGAAUUCUCCUUUGGUGGAUGUCAGGAGUUAGUAUCAUUUCCAGAAGGCUGGUUGUUGCCUGCCAAUCUGUCCUCGCUUCAUCUUGAGCACCUGCCAAAUCUUAAAUCCCUACCCAAGGGACUUAAGAACCUUCAAAAUCUUGAAUCUCUGGAAACAUGGAAUUGCGACAGCCUCCGAACUGCGCCAGAAGAAGAACUGACUACAGUGCUUCUGAGUCUUUGGGAUGUUUUUUGACAUACAGAUAACAUUUUUGUCUACUCCUAUGUAAACAUAGUGAAGUCUUUUCCUAUGGGACAGUGAUAUUGGCUGGAAUGUCCGCUUGAAAGAUGUUUCCAAAACCCAACUGCUCUUGAAGAAUAAUUCUCUUUUCUGGGGAAGCUCACAACUUUAUCAAAUGACAUUGGAUUUCAGAACCUCUGUUCUCUCUGACUGCUCGAAAUCACAGGGUGUACUUAAGGAGUUGCCGCAGAAUUUGGAAUUGCCCUUCACUUUCUCAUUUCCUGAAGUAGGCCUUCCCUUCUCUCUUAUGGGUCUUGAAAUCAGAAGUUCUGAGUUUCUGGUUGAAAUGAUGAUUCUCAAACUUCACAAGAGCAAAACUACCUUGUUACUUGAGCAUUUGGCCACUGAAGGAUGUUCUUCUGUCAAAUCUUUAUCAAGAGACCUGCUGUCUGGAACUCUUGAAGGACUUGAAAUCCUAUCUUGCAGUCCAUUUCAGAGUAUACGAUUCAUCAUAGUAGUUCUCUUGAAAUCUUGAAAGUGACUGAUUGUGAUUCUGUUAAAAAGCUUCCCUGAAUCUAUUUUUCAGUUGCCCACUAUAGUAUCCCGAAAUUGCUAUCAGUGUUUGCAGGAACCUGGAGUCCUUGCCCCAAGGCCUACAUAACCUUGCGUCUCUUCAUCAGUUGGAAAUAGCAGAUUGUUCACUUCUUUUACGAUUUCCAGGACCAGGCUCUCACCUAUAUGCUAAAAACAAGUAGAAUAUUGAAUUGCCAAAACCUCAAGUUUCAAUCAAAUUGCAUUUAUAGCCUUCCAUCUCUUCAA